GACCGCCCAGUAGUGAAGGCCCAUGAGCCCAGAAAUCCAUCUAUAAAAAUUCAUAUCAAAAACCCUAAUUUUACUCUAGAGGUAGCGCUCGCUGCAGCACCACACCAAUACCAACACCAAGAGCACAUUGAGUUGAUGCAAUAUGAAGUUUAAUAUUGCAAACCCCACCACUGGCUGCCAGAAGAAGCUGGAGAUUGAUGACGACCAGAAGCUCCGAGCUUUUUUUGACAAGAGAAUCUCCCAGGAGGUCAGUGGAGAUGCUCUGGGCGAGGAAUUCAAGGGCUAUGUUUUCAAAAUCAUGGGUGGUUGUGACAAACAAGGAUUUCCAAUGAAGCAGGGAGUGCUGACUCCUGGUCGUGUUAGACUCUUGCUUCAGAGAGGAACCCCAUGCUUUAGAGGGUAUGGAAGGCGCAAUGGAGAGCGUAGGAGAAAAUCUGUUCGUGGAUGCAUCGUUAGUCAGGAUCUCUCUGUCUUGAACUUGGUUAUUGUUAAGAAAGGCGAGAAUGAUCUACCUGGAUUAACAGAUAGUGAAAAGCCAAGGAUGAGGGGUCCAAAGAGGGCAUCCAAGAUUCGCAAGCUUUUCAACCUCUCUAAGGACGAUGAUGUUCGCAAGUAUGUGAACACCUACCGAAGAACCUUCACAACAAAAGCUGGGAAGGAAGUCAGUAAAGCUCCAAAGAUACAGAGGCUGGUUACUCCGUUGACACUUCAGAGGAAGCGUGCUAGAAUUGCUGAGAAGAAGAAGAGAAUCGCAAAGUCUAAGGCUGAUGCAGCUGAGUAUCAGAAACUUCUGGCCACUAGGUUGAAGGAGCAGAGGGAGCGUCGUAGUGAGAGCUUGGCAAAAAGAAGAUCCAAGCUUUCUGCUGCUUCAAAGCCAUCUGUUGCUGCAUAAACCGAUUUUAUGCUUUCGGUGAUCGUAUAUGUCACUAUUCAGUUUUUGGUAGUUUUCCAGCUUGCUCUGAAAGUAUUUUAGCAAAUGUUGGCAUUAAUUUUAUGUUUCAGAAGUCAAAUGUUGGUUCAAAUAUUUUGUGCUUGCUAUUAGGUUAACCUCUAGUAUACCACCUUUUGGUUUGGAGUUUAGUGCUUUGGGGGUACCUUUUGGUUCUACAAAAUUGAUAUAUCUGUUUUUGGUGACCAA
This is a messenger RNA of Mangifera indica (mango), 1138 nucleotides long. RefSeq names its product 40S ribosomal protein S6-like. Gene Ontology annotation, molecular function: structural constituent of ribosome. NCBI's taxonomy places the organism in Eukaryota, Viridiplantae, Streptophyta, Magnoliopsida, Sapindales, Anacardiaceae. The coding region runs from base 143 to 892 and encodes 249 amino acids. The transcript is spliced from 6 exons. The record is from RefSeq and is a predicted model, not a curated record. Gene Ontology annotation, biological process: translation. Gene Ontology annotation, cellular component: ribosome.